Molecule: messenger RNA, 1039 nt
Organism: Python bivittatus (Burmese python)
Lineage: Eukaryota; Metazoa; Chordata; Lepidosauria; Squamata; Pythonidae
Source: RefSeq, a predicted model, not a curated record
GAGAACGGAUACACCCAUAUACACACCCCUAUCAUUACUUCAAAUGACUGUGAAGGUGCUGGAGAAGUCUUCAAAGUUGAGCCUGCAAAUGAAGAGAGAAAACCAGGAGAGGAACCCCAUUUCUUCAGUGUUCCAGCAUUUCUCACCGUCUCAGGACAACUGCAUUUGGAAGUGAUGAGUGGGGCAUUUACUAAAGUGUUCACCUUCGGUCCAACGUUCCGGGCAGACAAUUCUCAAACCCGAAGACACCUGGCAGAGUUUUAUAUGGUGGAGGCUGAACUAUUUUUUGUUGACCGUCUUCAAGACAUAAUGCAGGUUAUAGAAGAUCUUUUCAAGACUGUGACAGACAGAGUGCUAUCAAAAUGCCCUCAAGAUGCUGCACUUUUUCAUAAACGUGUAGCUCCUGGCCAAGAGGCCAAAUUAGAAAAGAUGCUGAAGAACCAAUUUGUAAUAAUGUCCUAUACUGAAGCGAUUGAAGUUUUAGAGCGAGCUCGUCAAGAAUUCACUUACAAACCAGCAUGGGGACAGGAUCUCCAGAGCAAACACGAGAAGUACCUGGUGCGACACUGUGGUGAAAUUCCUGUUUUUGUGUAUAACUAUCCCUAUGACCUUAAGCCGUUCUACAUGCGAGACAACGAAGAUGGAGCUCGUCGGACUGUAGCAGCGGUUGAUCUCCUGGUCCCAGAAGUUGGAGAACUCUGCGGUGGAAGUUUGAGAGAAGACCGCGUGGAUUUUCUGCAGUCUCGCCUACAAAGGUUGAUGCUUGAAGACACCUAUCAGUGGUACGUAGAGCUGCGUCAGUUUGGAUCAACCCCCCAUGGAGGGUUUGGAAUGGGGUUCGAGCGUUACCUGCGGUGCAUCUUGGGCGUUGAGAAUAUCAAGGAUGUCAUUCCGUUCCCACGAUUUCCUCACUCGUGCGUUUUAUAGCAUUUUGUCCCAACUUCUGUUUUCUUUCUUUCUGCUGUGAAUUCGCGGCAUGCAUAGAUGACUCUGUGCAACGUUUGGAGAGAGAAAAUAAGACUUCCUUUUUUUUCCUGUC